Molecule: messenger RNA, 1140 nt
Organism: Uranotaenia lowii
Lineage: Eukaryota; Metazoa; Arthropoda; Insecta; Diptera; Culicidae
Exons: 2
Coding region: 1-1140 (379 amino acids)
Biological process (GO): proteolysis
Molecular function (GO): aspartic-type endopeptidase activity
Source: RefSeq, a predicted model, not a curated record
AUGACCGACAUGGAUAUUAAAAACGCUCUCCUCCGGCUCAACGAUAUCCUGGCCAACCAGCAGCAGCAGAUGGCAGUUCUCCUGCAGAACAACGCAGUUCCCCAGGCUGAGAAGAAGGAUCCCUCAAUCAACGCUGUGUCCCUCCAUCCCAAGCCUCCCGGGAAGAAGACGAAAAAGAUGAAGAGCAUCAGUUCGGUGAAACAUGUUGACAUCUCCAAAAAGCGCAAAUUUGCUAAGGUAAAUUUGAACGGUGUCAACGUGAAGCUCCAACUCGACUGUGCGGCCGACAUCACCAUAAUUUCAACCGAAACCUGGGCUUGCAUCGGGAAACCAACAAUCAACCCUACGGACAUCGUUGCUGUCAGCGCUUCCGGUGACAAGCUCGACUUGAAAGGAGAGUUUAUCACCGAAGUAACCAUCCGGAACGUCUCCAAACAAGGGUGCAUCUACGUGGCCAACCACUCCGAUCUCGACGUGCUGGGUAUCGACCUCAUCGAGUUAUUCAACCUUUGGUCAGUCCCCUUCGACUCGUUGGUGAACUCCAUCCAGAAAUCCGAAGACGUGGCACAACGACUGAAGGUUAAGUUUCCCGAAGUGUUCCAGAGUUCCCUUGGGCUGUGUACCAAAGCACAGGUUACACUCUACCUCAAGCCGGAUUCCCGACCAGUGGAUGCUCAACUCCAAAGGCUACAAGAACGCGGCAUCAUUUCUCCAGUGCAGUUCUCCUAUUGGGCUGCCCCCAUCGUCGUGGUUCGCAAAUCGGACAACGUCUCUGUUCGAAUUUGCGGCGAUUACUCCACUGGACUCAACGCAGCUCUAGAAUCCGACCGGCAUCCUCUGCCUCAUCCCGACGACAUCUUUACUGCCCUGGCUGGGGCACGCAUUUUCUCCCAAAUCGAUCUGUCGGACGCAUACCUCCAGGUCGAAGUGGAGGAAGAAUCACGCAAGCUGUUGACGGUUAACACCCACCGAGGCCUGUUCCAGUACAACCGUCUUACUCCAGGUGUAAAAUCGGCACCUGGAGCCUUUCAACGCAUAAUCGACUGCAUGGUAGCUGGCAUCCCAGGUGUAAAAACCUAUCUCGACGAUAUUCUGGUAUCCGGACGAACUCAAGAGGAACACGAUCGCAAUCUGCAGUGA